AUGACCUUGUUGUUGUUGUUUCUGUUACGAAUCGACGACGGUAGCUGCAAUAUCGCUGCUUCUGGUGGUCUGAUGAUUAUUGCGGUGGAGGCCAAUGACAACUAUGGUUGGAGCAAUUCGAUUUCAAUCGGAAGUCCCGAAGAAACUCUACGACGAUUUAGAGCUAGUAUGGGAUCAGACAAUUGCAAUUGGCAUUCAGAUCUGGACUAUGAUCAAUGGGUUGCCCUUCCAGUAGCUGGACCACGGCCAUCUGCACGUUAUAAGCAUGCUGCAGCUGUCAUCAAUGAAAAGCUCUACAUUGUUGGUGGAAGUCGUAAUGGGCGAUACUUAUCUGAUGUUCAGGCUCUUGAUCUAAGAAACUUAAUUUGGUCCACUAUUAAAUUAAGAACUCAAUCAGGGUCUGAUAGUAUCAAAGAUGACAGAUUAUCAGAAGUCUUCCCAUCUACAUCUGGUCAUAGUAUGGUCAAGUGGGGAAACAAACUCCUCCUCAUUGGUGGCCACUCAAAGGAUACCUCUGAUAAUGUGAUAGUGCGUUUCAUUGAUCUUGAGUCACAUGUGAGUGGAAUAAUGGAAGCCAAAGGAAAAAUUCCGGUAGCUCGAGGUGGGCAAUCUGUGUCAUUGAUUGGUUCAAAACUUAUAAUGUUUGGGGGAGAGGACAAACACAGACGACUUUUGAAUGAUGUUAAUGUCCUUGAUCUUGAAACAAUGAUUUGGAAUGUUGCUGAGACUACGUUGACUCCUCCAGCUCCAAGAUUUGAUCAUACAGCUACUGUGCAUGGAGAUCGAUACCUUCAAAUAUUUGGUGGUUGUUCUCAUUCAACUUUCUUCAGCGAUCUGCACGUGCUUGAUUUAGAAACAUUAGAAUGGUCACAACCACAGAUUCAAGGUAACAUUGUGUCUCCUAGGGCAGGCCAUGCUGGAAUCUCUAUUGAUGAGAAGUGGUUCAUUGUUGGUGGUGGAGAUAAUAAAACUGGUGCUUUAGAGACAUUGGUCCUUGAUAUGUCUACACUUGUCUUGUCCAUCUUGACAACUGUAGAAAAGAAAGAUCCCCUUGCUAGUGAGGGGCUCACCAUAUCAUCAGCAUUGGUAGAUGGCCAACAGUUUUUGAUUGCUUUUGGUGGAUAUAACGGGAAAUAUAACAAUGAGGUUUUUGCAAUGAAGCCAAAACCGAAGGAUUUAAAACACCCAAAAAUCUUUAAGUCAUCAGCAGCUGCAGCUGCAGCAGCUUCUGUAACAGCUGCAUAUGCUUUAGCUAAAUCUGAAGAUUUGACAGCUGUCGAUAAUUCAAAAAGUAAAGUUGAUCUUUCGGUUGAAAUUGGUGUUAUCAAAGAGGAAAAAAAGGUGUUGGAAUCAUCUAUUGCGUGGGUCAAAGCAGAAAAGUCAACCCUAAAGUCAAAGCUUGAUGAAGUCAACGAAACUCAUGUUGACUUGUCAAAGGAGUUGCAUUCUGUUCAAGGUCAACUGGCUGCUGAGAAAUCUAGAUGUGCUAAUCUGGAGGCACAAAUAUCAGAGCUACAAGUGUUGAUGUCAUCAAUGGAGUCCGUAGAGCAGAAAGUUGAAGCACUUCGGUCGCAGAAAUCUGAGUCUGUUCAGAGACAAACUUCAGCUGUAUCUUGGAGGUGGAUGUCUCCAUAGAGUGGUGGAUGUCUAAAUUGGUCUUUUUACCAUGUUUGAUUUCCAGUCUUUUUUUUUGUUGUUUCAUCUAAUUGUUAACAGAUUAUAAGAAAUAUCUUUUUUUAUGUGACCAUGCAUUGGUUCUUUCUUUGCUACUUUGUUAUAAAUUGUUACAAACUAGAAUAAUAUUUUACAAACGGCAAUAAUAAUGAUGUAGGUGAUUAUGAUAAACGGCA
Molecule: messenger RNA, 1850 nt
Organism: Lactuca saligna
Lineage: Eukaryota; Viridiplantae; Streptophyta; Magnoliopsida; Asterales; Asteraceae
Source: the annotation of a GenBank genome assembly